AUGGGUAUUCCUGAUAGUCAAAUAAUUCUCAUGAUCGGGGAUUCCUACGCAUGUAAUCCGAGAAAUCCUCGCCCAGGAACUGUAUAUCAGAGUGCCUACAAUCCUAUUGAUUUGUAUGGCGAUGAUAUUGAGGUGGACUAUCGAGGCUACGAAGUUACCGUUGAGAACUUUAUCAGAGUAGUGACCGGCCGAUUACCACCUUCGGCACCAGCAUCCAAGAAACUCAACACUGAUCAGUACAGCAAUAUUCUCAUUUAUAUGACAGGGCAUGGUGGUAAUGGAUUUCUGAAAUUCCAGGAUGACAAUGAGCUCUCCAGCGUGGAACUGGCAGAUGUUGUUAAUCAAAUGUGGCUUCGUCGCAGAUAUAACGAGAUGCUUAUUAUUAUUGAUUCUUGCCAAGCUGAGUCAAUGGGAAGUCAAGUUUACUCUCCAAACGUCGUCACGAUUGGUAGCAGUAAAGUUGGUGAAGACUCUUUCGCGCAUCAUUUUGAUACCACCAUUGGCGUAUUUGUUGCUGAUCGAUACUCCUAUUACGCACUUCAAUUUUUGGAAAGGUUGACUCAUGAAAGUCAGCACAAUCUUGUUGAAUUCUUGAAUCUGUGCACUUUCAACAUGUGCAAAUCGACGGUUAAGUUCCGCACCGAUCUGCUUGUUAAGAAACCGCACAAUGUAUUAGUUACAGAUUUUUUCUCUAAUACUCAUCACGUCGAAAGUGGUUCAUAUCUACUUCCUGCUGGUGAUGUUAAUUUAACAGAUGGGGUGUGCGCUGAACAGCUUGGUGCUUCGAACAAUUUAACUAAUGACCAUACGUGGGUGUAUGUGCAACCCUUUCCGGUAGAGCUGACGACUUCGUAG
Hydatigera taeniaeformis is the source of this 855-nucleotide messenger RNA. The record is from the annotation of a GenBank genome assembly. NCBI's taxonomy places the organism in Eukaryota, Metazoa, Platyhelminthes, Cestoda, Cyclophyllidea, Taeniidae.